UUGGCAGCUUCAGUUGUGUCUCAGAGUUCGUUGGGGAAGGAGGUGCGGUCUCCUGCUCCCUGUCAGACCGAAGACUUUGUUCCUUGACCUCUUAUCGAAUUCUGUUGUGGCAGAGAAAGGGCAGCUUGUUUAAAUAAAAGAUGAUGUUUCCCCAUCCACUAAGGACAUCUGGCGGCGGACAGAGGUACUACCAGAUCGUCUGCAUCUUCGCCUCGUUGGUUUUGGCCCUGCCACACCCGAAACAAGAGUACCCACUGGUCCCUUGGGAAGACUUGUGGGACGAACUGGACGAGAUGACUCUCGGGAAGGAUUUUUGCGAAGUGGAGAGAGGUUACUGCUGGUACAACUCCACCAGAAUCUUAGAGGAUGACAGCCCCUUCAGGCCUCUGGACCGGAAUGAUUUGAAUGCGCUCUGUCAGUGCGACAGCGACUGCGUUCGUUAUGGCGACUGCUGUCGGGACAGGGCCGAAGCGGAUUGGGGCGACGGGAGGGAGGAAGGAAGCUCUCGGUACUCCUGCCGGAAGAUGCAGACGAUUAGUACAACCGGAGUUCUCAUGGUUGAAUCCUGCCGGGCAGGCUAUGAGGAUAAGACAGUUGAGAAUCUCUGUCGGCAGCAGGUGUCGGAGUCUGCCUACAGUUACGUGUUGGACUUACCCGUGACUUCGAAGGACACGAAUGUGACUUACGUCAACUUCCACUGCGCAGUUUGCAACGACGACGCUGCCAAUUUGCACCGGUGGAAUGUGACCAUCAACUGCGCCACUGGGCAGAUCAAGAGGGACUUCACAAUGGCCGAAUUCAUGGCAGAGGCUCGUUACUUCCCAGGGCAGCGUCGAUGGGAACGCUUCACCUACAGGUCUCCUGCGGACAAGAGACAAAAGGUCUACCAGAACAGAUAUUACUGCUCACUCGAGGUCGAGGAGUUUGAAAACAAAACUGAAUUCGCCUUGAAUUACGGAGGUCGCCUGUGCAUGUUCCCAAAAAGUACGUGUCCUAAAGAUCGAAUUGGGAAAAGCUUCUUUUGUAAGGAGCAGGUACGUCACUGUGACUCUGCAUGGCCCGAUCACCUUGACAAAGAGAAGUGCCAAAGGUACUCCCACUUUGUGACCUACAGGGACGACGAGGGCCGGGAGACUUAUUACAAAAACCCACACUGCGCCCGAUGCAAUUUCGUCAACGUUUCCUCCAGCAAUCUCAAAUGUUUUAACCCCCCUGGUAACGCGACGUCAUCUAACAGGAGAGCCAAUUCUCGGGGGAUGAUCCCAGUGUUUUCCGUGCUGAUGGACUUCAGGAGUAAAGACUGCAACAAGGAGAAUGAACUAUGGGACCCGAUCCACAUGAAAUGCCAGAAAAUCCUGUGUGGGUACCUCUUCAAACUCGAAAACGGGCAGUGUGUUCGGGACGAGACAGUCUUUGAAAAGCUGAGGAAUUCGUCUGUCCUGGAUGACAGCUGCCCCAAGAUUCUUCUUCGUGGAUAUCUGGUGAGGGAAAAUGGGUCUGUCUUCAUGAACGUGACGAAGAAAAUAUAUGAUGUGGGGUCUUAUGAGGUCGUCAACACCUCCCACAUCCUGAUUUGCAAUGAAGACCGUCACUAUUUGCUGAAGUUCUCAGACGCCCACAAAUGCCUGACUUUGAUUGUGAUGGUGAUAUCCAUUGUUUCUCUAGCUCUUCACAUAGCCAUUUACAUGCUGGUGCCCCGUUUCAGGAAUUUACCCGGUAGGAAUCUCUUCUCCCUGGCGUGCUGCCUCUUCGUGGCCCACAUACUGUUCCUGACUGGAAUAGGAGCCACUUGGUACCAUGGGCUAUGCGUCUCCCUCUCUGCGAUCCUGCAUUACUUCUGGAUGGCGUCCUUCUGCUGGAUGAACGUCAUGAGCGUAGACGUCUGCAGGACAUUCAGGAGUCAAAUGUACAGAGGCGACCUCAACAGCCAGAAGACCUACAUCUGUUACUCUGUCUACGCCUGGGGAGUACCUGGCUUGGUCGUGUUAUUGGCCCUUGUUUUUGACAACGUUGAUGUUGUUGCUGACUACAGGCCUGAAUACGGCACAGAUUACUGCUGGAUAAACAAUCGCUACGGCCUCAUUCUCUUUUUCGUCUUGCCUGUGGGAGCCAUUGUGGUGGAGAACAUGGUGCUGUACUUUGUGACCAUCUGUUGCAUCUGCAAGCAAGCCAAGGCUGCCAGGUAUGCUGGGACGAGGUCCCAGAGUGUUAAAGAGUCACACACCGAGUCAGAGGGCAAGGGCAGCAAAGGUCACCACAAGCAUUUAAAGACACAGUCACAGGGUCAUCGAGGUAGGAAAGAUCGCAUACGCCUCGUGUUAUACGUCAAGUUAGGCGUAAUCCAAGGCCUGACUUGGCUCUUAGGAGUUCUAGGGGCCUUUGCUGAUAUCCCAAUUUUGUGGUAUUUCUUCACUUUCUUUAAUGGUCUCCAGGGAGCCUUUAUAUUCCUCGGGUUUGACUUGAAGAGAAAGGUUACAGAAUCAGUGUGGGAAGCAAUAACAGGGAGACCCUGGAAGAAGGACCAUCACCUAUCCCAAACCAAUAAUCACACCGUAAGCACAUUCACACACAGCAGGUCAUCGAAGUCCAGCAGUGAUUCUGAGGGUGACAAUCAACUUGAUACAUCGGUUAGCCAUUUUGGUGCUGAAGAUCCGAAUAGUUUACCAUUUGACGAUACCCUUUGGUCAGGGAAAAUCAAGCAUGGUAAACAAAAAUCAUGUCAGAAGUCAAGUUCAAGACUUACGGGUUGCCAAAUGACCAGUGCUGAACAUGGAAGCAAAAAUUCGACUAAGACCUUGUCACCCGAGGAUUCUGAUACCUGCAGUAGAAGCCGUGUUCGGAAUGGCGACUUACGAGGCAGCGUGGUCAAAGGAAAGUUUGCUGAUGAAAAGUCGGAGGACUUUGCUGCUCUUUCACGGAUACGUGCAGGACUAGGAAUGACUGAGAAUGCUGUAAGUAACAAAAGGAGGAAAUCCGAUUUACAAAAAGUGGUAGACCUACUUCAGCAACUACAGCAAUCAAAGAAUCCGAGCAGCAUUCAUGGUGUAGUGCAACUAUUGCUUCAUAAAAGUGGUAGUCUUGAAGGUAACCAGUGUAAGCAAUUAAAUCCAUCUGAUGCCGUGACUCAUCUUCAAGACAAGAAUAAUACUUACACAAACAGUAAGAAGGCGGCUCAUGAAUGUGAUGAAAACACUGCAACCGUCUUUCCAACCGGUUCAGUCAAGUCGUUUGAGGAGAGAUUUGCACCACAGACUCUGCCUUGUAUUCAAAAGAAAAGUAGACCAAAGUCUUCAUCAACUUUUACAAGUGACACCUCCCAAAAUUAUCAAACAAAAUUUCCCUCCACAAAACAUUGCUCUUCUGUUGAGAGGAUCGUUACCAGGCACGAACAGCCGAGUGACACAUCAAGAAAUGGAUCAAGGCCACAGUCAUUUGCACAGGUUUCCCAGGUGGCACUUGCCGUUGCUAAAAUGCAGAGAAAACAGGGUUUUCCUCAUGAAGCAGACAAGUAUGGGAGGAGGAGUCAGAUUUCCAAUAAAACAUCCAGAGAAGUGGAGAAUCAUUUUGAGAGUUUAGUAUAAGGCACUUCAAGAUGUGGUGAUAUUGAGCUGCUACUCAGGGAAAUAGCUUAUUGAAUGAUAUAAAUGUUUUAGAAAUAGAGAAUGUAUUUAAAUAAAAAUGAAUAUUGUAUAACCAAGGGGAAAAUGAAAAUGCAUGAAAACAAAUGUGUA
Messenger RNA from Macrobrachium nipponense, 3731 nucleotides. RefSeq lists its product as uncharacterized. NCBI's taxonomy places the organism in Eukaryota, Metazoa, Arthropoda, Malacostraca, Decapoda, Palaemonidae. Gene Ontology annotation, molecular function: G protein-coupled receptor activity. The transcript is spliced from 15 exons. Gene Ontology annotation, biological process: cell surface receptor signaling pathway; G protein-coupled receptor signaling pathway. Gene Ontology annotation, cellular component: membrane. The record is from RefSeq and is a predicted model, not a curated record. The coding region runs from base 141 to 3581 and encodes 1146 amino acids.